Messenger RNA from Labrus bergylta (ballan wrasse), 5264 nucleotides. It is a transcript of the gene slc16a4, whose product is annotated as solute carrier family 16 member 4. Gene Ontology annotation, cellular component: plasma membrane. The record is from RefSeq and is a predicted model, not a curated record. Gene Ontology annotation, biological process: monocarboxylic acid transport; transmembrane transport. Lineage: Eukaryota; Metazoa; Chordata; Actinopteri; Labriformes; Labridae. Gene Ontology annotation, molecular function: monocarboxylic acid transmembrane transporter activity.
GCUGAAAUGUGAGAUGCAACUCAGAGGGACUCGCUCGUAGAGGCAAAGUUAUGGCACGUUCAUCGUCGGAGAAAAACGUCCCGCAGCAGUUUCUCUCCUCCAGAAGGUCCCUCGCCGGUGAUGCGCACGCCUUCCUGGGACGCACAAACCCAGAGCGAGAAGACCGAAAAUUACGCAUCAGGUUCAACUAAUUGAAUCGACGAAUAUAAAAGGACUGAGGGAGUUUUCAGGUUUAACGCAAACAUUGACACAGCCGAGUUACCAGUGCCCUUGGAGCAACCUAAGAAUGACACUCAGAGAAUAGGACCAUCUGAGUUCAUUUUUUAACUCCAGAGCCGACAGGCAGACUACCAAAGCUGCAGAGGAGUGAAGCCAAGGCAGCCAUGAACCUGUUCAGGAAGGACGCCAUGACCUCAAAGAAGGAGAAGGAAAAAGAGAUCCAGUAUGGGGAACCUCCAGAUGGAGGUUGGGGCUGGAUGGUGGUGCUGCAUUGUUUCCUGGUAAAUGUCCUAGUGAUGGGAACACUUAAGAGUUUUGGGAUCUUCUUCGUGGCAUUCCAGGAUGAGUUCGGAGGCUCCUCGGAGAGCAUCAGCUGGAUCGGUUCCAUCAUGUCAAGUCUGCGUCUGUCUGGAGCACCCCUUGCCUCAGUUGCCUGUGCCAAGCUUGGAGCCAGGGUGACCUCCAUUGCUGGAGCAGUGCUGGUUAGUGGAGGCUUCCUCAUGAGUAUUUUUGCCUACAGUGUGGUGUUCCUCUACAUCAGCAUGGGAGUUGUAGUUGGAAUGGGUUUUGCACUACUAUACCAAUCCUUUUCCGUGGUCACUGCGCUGUAUUUCCGAAAGAGGCUGGCGACAGCGUAUGCAAUCGGGCGUUCUGGGAUGGGCUUGACUUUUGCCCUGGCUCCAUUCACUCAGUGGCUUCUGGAUCAGUAUGCUUGGCAAGGGGCGAUGUUGAUUCUUGGUGGUCUCAUGCUGAACCUGGUGGCCACUGGGAUGCUCCUUCGGCCAAUCAACGUGAAGCCCCCUGUGCCAAACCCUACCUCUUCUCCUAUCCAAAAGAGCCCUGCUGUUUCCAUCAAGAGCUCCUCAGAGAAAGAAUACACUAAGAGCUGCAUGAACGGCUCCUCUCAUUUAUCCAACAGCAUCUCCAAAUCAGACUCCUUCCCUUCCCCACCCCCUCCUCCAACCCCUCACAAAGACAAUCUGGAGGGCCAAUGUACUCAGGAACUCCAGGACCAGUCUGUGAACCCUGAACUGACCAGACUGGUCCUUAAUGGGGUAAACGGCCACUGUGACUUGGGUCAGUGUAAACCCGCAACUCCAGAUAGCUCUGCAGAGCUCAAUGGCAGCAUGAAUGGUUCCACCAUUGUUGGAUUUCCCUCAAAUGCCAGCACGCCAACUGAGGUGACUGUCGUACAAACCAAAGUUCUGGAUUUCUCCCUGUUAAAAGACCCUUUCUUUUGCAUUUACACCUGGUCCUUGGUCUUCAGCCAACUGGCUUACUUCAUCCCCUAUUUCCACCUGUCUGCCCGUGCCAGAACCCUGGGCAUUGAUGCCAUGGACGCUUCCUUCAUCAUCUCUGUGGCAGGUAUCACAGAGACCAUCGCCCAGCUGGCCUCAGGCUGGGUGACUGACAUGAACCUGUUCCAUAAAUACCACUACCACAAGGCCUACCUGAUCCUGUGCGGCCUGGUCAACCUGCUCUCCCCACAGGCCACCUCAUACAUCCUGCUGAUGGUGUACGCCAUCUUCUUUGCUAUCUUCUGUGGAGGAUACAUGGCUCUGCUGCUGCCUGUUCUAGUAGAUCUCGUGGGGGCAGAGAAACUCAACAACUCCAUGGGCUUCUCCAUGUUCUUUGUGGGCCUUGGUUGCCUCACAGGGCCUCCUUUGGCAGGCUUCCUGUAUGACUACACUCAGACGUAUGACUGUUCCUUCUACCUGGCGGGGCUCUGCUAUCUGCUCUCCUCCCUCUCACUCUUCAUGGAGCCGCUGGCUCAGCGCUGGAAGGCCAGGAACAAACUGACCCGGGACAAGAGAGCAGAAAGCAGCUGUAAGACCAACGGCUGCUUCACCCCGGACCGCCUGCAGAACGGCGCUGUGUAGGAAUGAAACCAAGGGAACGCCUACAUUCGUGAACCAGCAUGCUUAGAACUUCAUAGGCCUGCAUAACGUGGACCUUGGACUCCAGCUUAAAGUCGGGACCCAAGUGACCCUUAAAUUCAGCAGGAAUGCAACAAUGGCCAAGGAGGAAAAGUGUUGAAAGCACUACAUGAUGUCGAAGAACAUACAGUUAAGGGGUCGUUGGUGACGGGAUGAUCUCGUUGAACUUUGAAAAGCCAAAAUUUAAGUGUUUCUCAAAAUAUCUCAUCCCCUAGUCCUUGGUCCAUGCAUUGAAACCUCUUAUAUCAUCCUGCACAUUUUAAUAUAGCUUUGCAACAAUCACUAAUUUCAAGAUACUUUGCAGGUAUUUUAAAUUUGCACAGAAAUGACUGGAAACUAAGCUUUGCAGUUGAGCUUAAAAACCCUGUCUAUAUGGUUUGUUUUUUUCGAUGAUAAUAAUGGAAGCCAUGAAAAACUGAUCUUCCUCUGAUUCCCCAGUUAUUAUAUCGAAUUUCUUAACCACUUAACUGUUGCCUGCUUCUUUGGCACAAUGUAUAAUCUGUCUGCAAAGCCAAAUGUAGCCGCAGCUUCAGUAAUUUAACAGAGAAAAGAUGUGUCUCUCUUGGCCUAACAUUAUGAAUGCAUUAGCACAAAUCGUAGAUUGUAUGGCAUCUGCAGCAUUAAGAGGUAUGACCGGUGAGUGUCUCACCAUCUUUCACUAUAUUAAUUAUAUUCUGGCUUUUCAGAAUGUCAACUAAUGCAGCAUUCAUUCAUAAAGAUUUACUAUUCAAACUUUAAAAAUGACUAGCUCAUUCAGGAUGUCUUCUUUUCACAUUUUGGGACUCUUUCAACUUUUUCCCCUCCAUUUAAAUGAAUGGGCAGACUAAACCGGUAAUGUGGCAUUGAAAGGCAGGAGACGGUUAGAGUCUCAGCUGUGUUCAGCACUCGCACAAAAACAAAUUCUCAGCCUUUUAACUUCAAAGGACACUUACUCAGUCAAAGAAACUGUCACAUUCCUAAGUCCAUGUCUCACACUGUGGUUACACUUCCACCUGCAGCAGAGGACUCAGCGGCACAAUAAGGCGGUGAGCUUUUGUUCUGUGGUCGUGUGAUCCAUUUUUACAUUGAAACUUGUACUUUCAGCUGAGUUUGUGUAAUAUCAGGAACACAUCUGCAGACUACAGAAGGCUUUUAAAGGUCAGUAGUUAGUUCCGCAAUCAAUUUUUACAGCAACAAACAACCAGUUGGUACUGGCAAAAUAAACAAAGUGGAAGCCUCCUUUGACUCAAAAUGGCCCAUAAAACAAUGGCCACUUGUGUGUUCAAUGUAGCCUAAUCAUUACACUUCCCUGCUUUCACUAAUACACACACGACUCAACUCAUUGACCACCUUUUGAUUAAUCUCUUUAACUCUUUCACGGUUUACAGUUUAUCUAACAUGCAAAUAUUUACCAACAGAGUAAAAACUUUACACUGACAUGUCUCCUACUAGCUAACAGGUUUCAGCCGUCCUCAUACAGCUGUGUGAUUGACACAUCAGCUCUUCUCAAUGCGCACAAUUCAAACUAUUCAAGUGCUUGAACUUCAAUUUUAUGGCAUUUAAACUGUUUACAGUGUCUGCACAUGCAGUUUUCAGUGCAAGUGAGCACACUUUUGUUAAAUGCUCAGCUGUGACCUGGAAAUGACUCGGACAAACUAGAUACUGCCUUCAUUUUUUUUGUGGGUCAGAAAUGAUAAGACAAAUAUCUUAAACUUCACUUUGUUUUUCUUAGCACUACCUGCAAAUAACUAAAUAGUUACAGCAAGCUCACAGCUUAUGAGCAGUCCUAUGCAAAAGCAUGCUGUUUGUAAUUUUCCUGCCAUUAGCAGCUCAAGUGCAUAUCGUUUUAACUGUAGCCAAGAUACCAGCUCCUUAGAGAAAGAGUCUGUUUGGAGGAAGAUUAAGUAUGUUUCCAUACAUUUGGAUCACUGUGUUUCUGAGUGGCAAAUGAGCCGAUGAGCUCCCCUGAAUAGCCGGGGUUUCUAUGUGAUUCUAUGAGAUUUUGUGUCAAUUAUAUCAUUCUUGUAUGUCUGUAAUUCUCUGACCAACUGUGAUACAAUGAUGCAGAAAUUGUCCAUAUAAAUACAAGGUAUCCCAACUGGCUGGUAGGAAAUGAAUGCCAAGCAUUUACAGUGCCUGCAGACGGCCAAUUAAUGGCAAUGCAACUUAAGUCAUUAUAUUGUGUUUAUAUAUGGGAGUUUAUUGGUUGUUUUAUCUUUUUUUAGGUUUUUUUUUGGUGUGUUUUCAGUGGAUACCUUGUUUUUCACCAGUUUGCCUUACGAUGUACCUUGUAUCUUUACAAACUUUCCUGUGAUGUCAGCCACAGACACAUUAGAACCUACUUAAAACUUGAAACGUAUCAGUUGUUUUACUUUUUUUUUUGAAAGUUGAUGUAACUUAAACCACUAUGACCACUUGUCAGUCAUUUGUUUCCAAGUUUGGACUGAGGGGGCAAGAGGUAUGGACAUGUUUUCUUAUGCUGCCCUCUUGUGGCUAAACGUUGCUUCUACUCAAAGAAUGCUGUCUCAAUUAGUACCAAAUUAUUCCCCCUCAGCUCACCUUCAUAAUACUAAGCAAGCUCUUUGUGCUGUUUCAAUAAUGACAGUCAUGCACAAAAGCUCUUUUGGCUCACAAGUUGCAUUCACCACCAGUUUGCUUUUGUAAUUGAGGACCACAGAAUAUUUUGUACCAUGAUAAAUCUUUUAUGUUCAGUAUUUGAUGCUUUAAAAGUAGAUUUUGGUUUGGGAUUAUAUGACUUGUUAGCUACCCAAACAUUUAAAUGAUCUUUAUGUUUAAGAAAUAUAUCAGAAGAGUUUUUCUAUGAGCCUUUCAACAUCUCAAACACCAAUUGAGUCUGUUUGAUGGUGUUUGAUUGAAUGUUGCUGCAUAUGCAAUUCUGUGUGAAGUACUGUGUUAAGUCACUACUCCAGCUCCUAGAUUUGUGAACUGAUAGUUUAGAAAAUAUGCUUAACCAAUCAUAGAUAUGUUUCAAGGGCUUAAAGCUCAUUUCUAAGCCUUGUAAGAGUGCGCAGUCGACAGCAAUAAACCGACAUGUGACUCAAGUCUGUCGUGUGAUUGUGAAAACAGUAAUGCAUUUUCUGUCUCUCUGCAAUAAACACUCACAACCUA